AUGGCAGACCUACAAACCCAACCCCCAUUCUCCCAAUACUACAUCCUUGCCUACCCAGCCCCGCACGUCCUCCUCGUAACCAUCAACCGCGAAAAGAACCGCAAUGCCCUCAACUACGCCGCCCACUGGGACGCCGAGGCCAUAUUCCGCUGGUUCGAUAAUGAGCCUUCCUUGCGCGUCGCAGUCGUGACGGGCAAGGGAUCUAAAUCUUUUUGCGCGGGACAAGAUCUGAUUGAACAAAACAAUAAUGUUUCCGGGAACAAAUCCGGGAACUUGUCGCAUCCGCCUGGUGGGUUUAUGGGAUUGAGUCGACGGAGGGGGAAGAAGCCUGUUAUUGCGGCUGUGAAUGGGUAUGCGUUGGGUGGUGGGUUUGAGAUAUGUCUCAAUUGUGAUAUAAUCGUCGCGUCGCCAACGGCUACGUUUGGCCUCCCGGAAGCCCAAGUAGGCCUUUACGCUGCAGCCGGGGGUCUGUCACGCCUCACACGCAUCUCGGGCCUGCAAAUCGCGUCCGAAAUAGCAAUGACAAACCGCAGACUCACCGCGGCCGAAGCUCAGCAGUACUUGCUAGUCAACAAAAUUAGCAAAUCCCCCGAGACUCUGAUUGAUGAGGCAGUGGAAAUGGCUACUAAAAUCUCGAGCCUAUCGCCCGACGCAAUCAUUGUGACGAGGCAUGGGAUUCGGGAGGCGUGGGAGACGGGGAAUGUGGAACAGGCUACGAUUCGGACGCAACAGGACUAUGCAGAGAAGUUGUUUGGAGGGGAGAAUUUUGCCAUUGGGGUUAAUGCUUUUGCGAAUAAGACGAAGCCUAAGUGGGUUCCGUCGAAGUUAUAA
Molecule: messenger RNA, 831 nt
Organism: Talaromyces marneffei
Lineage: Eukaryota; Fungi; Ascomycota; Eurotiomycetes; Eurotiales; Trichocomaceae
Exons: 2
Coding region: 1-831 (276 amino acids)
Biological process (GO): fatty acid beta-oxidation
Cellular component (GO): mitochondrion
Molecular function (GO): enoyl-CoA hydratase activity
Source: RefSeq, a predicted model, not a curated record